Strongyloides ratti is the source of this 996-nucleotide messenger RNA. RefSeq lists its product as hypothetical. The coding region runs from base 1 to 996 and encodes 331 amino acids. The transcript has 3 exons. Lineage: Eukaryota; Metazoa; Nematoda; Chromadorea; Rhabditida; Strongyloididae. The record is from RefSeq and is a predicted model, not a curated record.
AUGUUAAAGUUAUAUAAUAGUUCUUUAGAUCCUAUAAAUAAUUGGACAAAUGUUGAAGUUAUUAUAUCACCUGGACCAUAUAAUAUUUUAAUUGGCUGUACAUAUUUAGGAAUAAGUUGUUGUUUUAUUUUUAUACAAAUAAUGACAUUUAUUACAUUUUAUAAAAAAACUAAUUUAAUGUUUCAUAUACCACUUAAAUUAAUGAUAAAUAUUGGAGUAACAGAAAUCAUCCAACAAACAAUUCAUUUAAUAGCAUCAUUUUAUACAAUAUUUUUAUUAUCAACAGAAUCAUUUUUAAUAAAUUGUUUGGCAUCUAUUUUACAAUCAUCAUAUAUAACAUCAAUUGCAUUUGUUACAUUAUUAACAUUAAAUCGUUUUACUGUUUUUUAUCAACAAAAAUUUCUUCCUAUUCUUAAUAAUGAUAAUAUAUUUACCUGUGGAAUUAUAUUUUGUUAUAUUUUUUAUAUUUUACUUAUAAUAUUUUAUAUGAUUCCAUCAUAUCGUUUAACAUUUACUCUUGUUAAUUAUGGAUGGUUAUAUUCAAGUAAAAAAGAUAAAUGGGUAUUAGCAUGGGAACUUGAAAAUAAAACAUCAACAAUACUUUUAUUAUUUAGUUUUAUUUUAUAUGUAUUAAUUUUUUGUAAAGUUGUCUAUAUGAGAAAUACAAUUUCUAAUACAUUUGGUAUUCAAUUUUCAGAUAUAAGAAUACUUGCACAAGGUAUAUUUAAUUUUGUAUCAAUUGUAUUUCUUGAAUGGGGUUGGAGAUAUUUACCAAAUAUUGUUCAAGAUCAAUUUACAUGUGCUAUCAUUCUUAAUUAUUUAUUUUUAAUUGUUAGUGGAAAUAAUACUAUAUCAGGAUUAAUAUUAAUUAAAGAAUUAAGGAAAGAAAUAUACAAUUUUAUUUUUUAUUGCUUUAAUAAAUCUAAAACAACUACAUCAAUGGUAAAAGUUAAAAGACUAAUUUUUGUAAAUAAAGUUUCUAGAUGUAAACCUUAA